Messenger RNA from Vitrella brassicaformis, 499 nucleotides. NCBI's taxonomy places the organism in Eukaryota, Vitrellaceae. The record is from the annotation of a GenBank genome assembly.
ACAAGCCGGCUGCUUGUGCAGCGGGGCUGAGGGGAGGAAAGAGAAGGAACGGCUGAGUGAUUCAGUGGGAGACGCUCGGGGCGCAGCGCCACUCGUAUUCCCCCACUUGGAUCAGGUACCACACUCGUGCGCAGAAAUCCUGAACGUAGUCGAGUAUGCCGAGGAUACAGUAGACGACGAGGCCAAUGUCGAUGAGCGAAACCACAUCAAGCAUGGUUCUCUUCUGCUGGUGCCACGAAGGGAGCCGCUGUGCGCUUAGAAAGGAGUCCCUUCCCAUGGGGAGAGCGUCAGCGGCUCACUACAGGCCAAGCCAAUCGUGUGUCCCAAGAGGCAGAGAAAGGCCAAAAUGCUCACGAUCUCGAAGACUAGGGAUAUCCACAUGCAGAAGCCGACAGGGGGGAACACCAUCGUUGCUUUCCACCGAGCACAGCGGCAGAGGGCGAGGAAGAGCCACAGGAGGAAGGGAGGACCAACUGGCUGCUUGUGCUGGGUGCUGAGG